Molecule: messenger RNA, 3105 nt
Organism: Cutaneotrichosporon cavernicola
Lineage: Eukaryota; Fungi; Basidiomycota; Tremellomycetes; Trichosporonales; Trichosporonaceae
Gene: HUL5
Exons: 5
Coding region: 1-3105 (1034 amino acids)
Biological process (GO): protein polyubiquitination; ubiquitin-dependent protein catabolic process
Molecular function (GO): ubiquitin protein ligase activity
Source: RefSeq, a predicted model, not a curated record
AUGUGGAACCCAGACGGCAGUGGGCGCCACCCCCCAGUGAACCUCAGCACACAGAGCUCGAGCUCGUCCUCUGCGUUGUUGGGCAGCAUCCGCGCGCAACGCGAGGCGCGCGAAGCUCACCGCCGCCUUGAAGCUGCCGCGACAACAGUACAGAGGGUAUGGCGUGGUCGCACCGCUGCAGCUGCGACGCGACGAGACAUUCUCGCCCACCUCGAAUCCGGUGCGAGCGUGGAGGAGGGCGCGCGUGCACUCCUCCUCCUCCUCCGUGGCCGGGGAGAGCGCAUGCGCGUCGCUCGUAUCCUUGAGAGCUGGACCGCCGCCGCUCUCGCAUCGGGCGCCGACGGCCCGGCUUUCCGAUCGCUAGUGAUGGUCGACGCAUCCGUGUUCGGCGUGCUCCUCGCCCGUAUCUUGCGUUUCGUCAGCACCAGCCCACGCAUCGAGACUAGCGCGCGCCUCCUCUCAGCCCUCGAGGAGUUCCUCAAACAGUCUGCGUAUUCUGGCAUUCCGGAUCGCGCGAGCGAGGUUGUCUCGGCGCUAGGGGCAAACGCGUGGAUCGAGACACUAUCAGAUAUCACCCAAGCCCUCGCCACCACCAAGCGGCGGCACCCACUCCUCCUCCCCGUGAUCCGGCUCGUGACGGCUCCGUCCGCUCUUGUGCCCCUAACCUCGACCUCUUCCCUCCUGCCCCCGCUCAUCCACUCCUUCCUGGCCGUCCCCGCGUUGCCAGUCUCCAUCCCCCUCCCUUCCCUCACCCACCUCUCCUCCACUCUUCCGCUCUUUGGCAUCCUCCUCCCUGUCGCCGCCGCCAACCCAUCAAUUCUCUCUCAGGGCCGCAUGGCGAAUGAGCUGGGACGGACGUACUUUCUCGCAAACCUCGCCACGUUCGGCAUCACUGGCGGCAUGCUUGCCCGCGCCAGCGCACCGAGCAUGCGUGCGUGGAUGACUGUCUUAGGAGUGCUCCUCCCCACCCUUGAUGAGGGGUGGGGCGUAUGGGCCGAGCAGAGCAUCGCGGGUGCAGCAACUGUGAUCCCGGUAAUGGACGAGGAUGACAGCGAGGAAGAAGCGGUCCUCUCGACUGCACCGGUUCGUGCGCGCCUCCAGCCAGGAGUUGCAAAGCCCCUCGCCCUGCUUGCGAGCCCGCAGCAUGUGGGGACACUGGCGUCACACGCCAUCGCUGCGGGAUCGCUUUCUGACUUUUCCGUAUUCGCACUCAGCGUUCUCGGCGCGUUCCGCGGGUCACCAAAGUGGGAAGGCACUCUGGAUGCUCUCCUCGACGGCAGCCGUGGUAGAGCACUCGUCAAGUUACUUUGGCGCGAAGGCGUCCGUGGCAAGUGGAACAACAUGUCCGACCAGUGGACAAUGUUCUCAAAGAACCCCAACAGGCCGAUACUUGUGCUUCUCACCCACCUGUUGAACCACUACCUCCUGUUCACGCCCGAUGACGAGUUCUUCAGCUCGUCCAACCCUCUCUCACUGGACGAGGUGCUCGAACUCUCGAGCACAUGGCGCGACCUCGCAUUCUGGGGGUACAUGAACGGCGUGGGCGGGGGUGUGCGCGGCGCUGGCACCGAGGCAGACCGAAGGCUCUUCACGCAGGGCGUAGUACGGAUCACGGAACGCAACGGGCGCCGCAAGUUUGCUCCGGAUGAGUAUUGGGUCAUGGACGCGGACCUUCGUGCCGGCUUCAUCGACGCAGUCAAGUACGAGGACGAGCUGCUUGAGUCUGGAGGGUCGGUGACGUACGAGCACGGCCUGGGCGUGCCUGGCGCGGCGGCAAAGUCCAACGUCGGGCCACAGGGUGUGGGGUUGGAAGCUCAAGGUACUGUUGGCUCGUUGGACCGCAACAUCCAGCAGCUGUCCAAGAGCUGGCGGCAUAACAGGAGCUGGCGGCAGUUCCCCAACGCACAUGUCUCGCCGCGCCUCGGGCUGCUCAUCAACCUCCCAAUGGCCGUGCCAUUCGCGACGCGCCUCCAAGUGUUCCGCGAGUUCAUCCGCAGGGACAGGAAGCGCUUGGGAAUCCAGCGCUACGGGCGAGCGCGACACAGAGUGGCGAUCCGUCGCACGCACCUUGCCGAGGACGGGUUCCGGCAACUCAACUCGCUCAGGAGCGGGCUGAAGAACAUUGUCGACAUCACCUUCAUCGACCAAUGGGGCAAUGAGGAGGCCGGUAUUGACGGCGGCGGCCUGUUCAAGGAGUUCCUGCACAACCUUAGCAAAGAGGCGUUCGACACGGAGCGCGGACUGUGGCUCGCCAACCUCCGAAAUGAACUGUACCCGAACCCGCACAGCUACGCAACCGAGCCGCACCAACUGUCGUGGUACAGCUUUAUCGGCCGACUGCUCGGUAAGGCGCUGUACGCCGACAUGCUGGUGGACGUUACAUUUGCGGGCUUCUUCCUCGCCAAGUGGCUGGGCCGGCAGUCGUACGUCGACGAUCUGGCCUCUCUCGACCGGGAACUCUACCGCGGCCUAAUCCAGCUCAAGAACUACCCACACCCCGAGGAGCUGUCCCUGACCUUUUCCGUGUCCGAGGACGAGUUCGGUGUCGCAAAGUCGGUCGACCUGAUCCCCGGCGGGUCCGAGAUCCCUGUCACUGCCGAGAACCGGCACGAGUACAUUGCCCUGGUGUGCAAAUACAAGCUGGACCGGCAGUUUGCUGCGCAGAGCGAGGCGUUCUUUGCAGGCCUCUCGGACCUCAUCGACCCGCGCUGGCUGCGGAUGUUUGACCAGAACGAGCUCGCCCAACUCAUUGGCGGGGAGGAGGCGGCGAUUGAUCUGAUGGACUUGCGCAAGAACACUACGGUCACGGGCUUUGACGACGAGCGCACGCCGGCCAUGUUCUGGCGCGUUGUCGACAGCUUUAGCGAGGAACAGAAACGGCAGCUGCUGACGUUUGUGACGAGCUGCUCGCGGCCGCCGCUUCUGGGCUUUGGACACCUCAACCCUCCCUUUGGCGUGCGCAACGCCGGAGCGGACAAGAGUCGCCUCCCAACUGCAAGCAGCUGUGCGAACCUCCUCAAACUCCCGGAUUACAAGGACGAGGCGAUGCUGCGCGCCAAGCUGCUGCAGGCGAUCACGAGUGGGGCGGGGUUCGACAUGUCGUGA